CACGGGCAACCCAGGCCCCAGGACUAAAGUCUCGCCGCCGGCCUUGUGGGAGGCGAGAAUGGCGGCGUCCGGGCUGCGGCUGCGAGCGGAAAAGCUCUUUGAAAUGCUUGCGGUGCUGGGGCGACUGAGCCGCUGUCAGAGCACGUCCCAGGCCUUUGCUGAGGUGCUGCGGCUGCCGAAGCAGCGGCUGAGGAAGCUGCUGUACCCGCUGCAGGAAGUCGAGCGGUACCUCGCCCCCGAUUCGAGGAAAGACCUUCACCUGCGGAUCUUUAACCCGAGCCCGGAGGACAUCGCGAGGGCGGAGAGCGUCUUCACGGCCACUGAGCAUAACCGCAUCGACUACGUCAGCUCCGCCGUCCGUAUCGACCACGCCCCGGACCUCCUCCGGCCGGAGGUGUGUUUUAUAGGCAGAAGCAAUGUUGGAAAAUCCUCCCUAAUCAAGGCUUUAUUUUCACUGGCCCCUGACGUUGAAGUCAGAAUCUCCAAAACACCAGGACACACGAAGAAAAUGAAUUUUUUCAAAGUUGGAAAACAUUUUACAGUGGUGGACAUGCCAGGGUAUGGCUAUAGAGCACCUGAAGAUUUUGCUGACAUGGUAGAGACCUACCUAAAAGAACGAAGCAACUUGAAGAGAACAUUUUUAUUAGUGGAUAGUGUUGUUGGAAUUCAAAAAACAGACAAUAUUGCCAUUGAAAUGUGUGAAGAAUUUGCAUUACCUUAUGUGAUUGUAUUAACAAAAAUUGACAAAUCUUCCAAGGGACAUCUUUUAAAACAAGUGCUUGAGAUUCAGAAAUUUGUUAACACGAAAACUCAAGGAUGUUUUCCUCAGUUGUUUGCUGUAAGUGCUGUGACCUUUUCUGGAAUCCAUUUACUCAGAUGCUUUAUAGCAAAUAUAACAGGAAAUCUUGACUUGACUAAUUAAUGGCUCCCAGUUUAGCUGAAGAUUCAAAAAAAAAAGAAAAAGAAAAAGCUUUCUGCUAACUGGAGUUAAAUACCUAGAAGAAUUUCAACAUUAAUUUAAAUGUGCAUCUGUAACUUCCAGGAAGAUCAUUUCAGCUUUAAAAUCUGCAACUUUGAGAAGUCAAAACAAGAAUUAGUGCCUCGGGGAAAAAAAGGUUUAUAAGUAAUUGAAUUAUGGUGUCCAUUGGAACAGAUGCCCUAUUUUCACAAACUGACAAGAGCAUACAGAAGUCUAUAAAAUGAAAACCUGUUACAACUAUGUAGAGAAGGGUUUGCUGUUUUAUUGCGCUUUUGUCUUUUAAAGAAAAUGUCUACUAUGUGUAUUUUUUAAAAAACAUUAAAAUAGGCUAAAAGGAGGCUGCUUUUCUGUUAAGCAUCAGUAGGUAAGUUGAUGAAAUGUUCCUAUGUAA
This is a messenger RNA of Saimiri boliviensis boliviensis (Bolivian squirrel monkey), 1370 nucleotides long. RefSeq names its product GTP binding protein 8 (gene GTPBP8). Gene Ontology annotation, molecular function: GTP binding. Gene Ontology annotation, cellular component: mitochondrion. The record is from RefSeq and is a predicted model, not a curated record. Lineage: Eukaryota; Metazoa; Chordata; Mammalia; Primates; Cebidae.